Molecule: messenger RNA, 1622 nt
Organism: Diceros bicornis minor
Lineage: Eukaryota; Metazoa; Chordata; Mammalia; Perissodactyla; Rhinocerotidae
Gene: RTN4RL2
Product: reticulon 4 receptor like 2
Exons: 3
Coding region: 305-1567 (420 amino acids)
Cellular component (GO): plasma membrane
Molecular function (GO): protein binding
Source: RefSeq, a predicted model, not a curated record
ACCGACGGACUGACGGACUAGCGCCUGCCUGCGCUGCUGGGGCGCGCCGGCACCGGGCGUCGACGGCCAGCUCCAGCCCUCCCCGCCCCGUCGCGCCCCGCCCCGUCCCGUCGGGGCCGAUGGCUCCUCCCGAGGCCCGGAGCCCAGGGGGCGCAGGGUAGAGCGCCGCGAUCGGGCCAUACAGCCCGGGGACUCCCGGGCCCUCCCGGAGCCCCGCGGAGUCCCCGCCGUCCGUCUGGCGGGCUCAGGGAGCGAGUGGGAUUGCCCUCCCCCCGCCGCCCCCUCCCCUGAGCGUCGAGACAAGAUGCUGCCCGGCCUCAGGCGCCUGCUGCAAGGUCCCGCCUCGGCCUGCCUCCUGCUGCUGCUCCUGGCCCUGCCCCCAGCGGCCCCCAGCUGCCCCAUGCUCUGUACCUGCUACUCGUCCCCGCCCACCGUGAGCUGCCAGGCCAACAACUUCUCCUCGGUGCCGCUGUCCCUGCCGCCCAGCACGCAGCGACUCUUCCUGCAGAACAACCUCAUCCGCACGCUGCGGCCCGGCACCUUUGGGCCCAACCUGCUCACCCUGUGGCUCUUCUCCAACAACCUGUCCACCAUCUACCCGGGCACCUUCCGCCACCUGCAGGCCCUGGAGGAGCUGGACCUAGGCGACAACCGGCACCUGCGCUCUCUAGAGCCCGACACCUUCCAGGGCCUGGAGCGCCUGCAGUCACUGCAUCUCUACCGCUGCCAGCUCAGCAGCCUGCCCGGCAACAUCUUCCGCGGCCUGGUCAGCCUGCAGUACCUCUACCUCCAGGAGAACAGCCUGCUCCACCUACAGGAUGACCUGUUCGCGGACCUGGCCAACCUGAGCCACCUCUUCCUCCACGGGAACCGCCUACGGCUGCUCACCGAGCACGUGUUCCGCGGCCUGGGCAGCCUGGACCGGCUGCUGCUGCACGGGAACCGGCUGCAGGGCGUGCACCGCGCGGCCUUCCGCGGCCUCAGCCGCCUCACCAUCCUCUACUUGUUCAACAACAGCCUGGCCUCGCUGCCGGGCGAGGCGCUCGCCGACCUGCCGGCGCUCGAGUUCCUGCGGCUCAACGCCAACCCCUGGGCGUGCGACUGCCGCGCGCGGCCGCUCUGGGCCUGGUUCCAGCGCGCGCGCGUGUCCAGCUCCGACGUGACCUGCGCCACCCCCCCUGAGCGCGCGGGCCGGGACCUGCGCGCCCUCCGCGAGGCCGACUUCCAGGCGUGCCCGCCGGCGGCGCCCACGCGGCCGGGCAGCCGCGCCCGCGGCAACAGCUCCUCCAACCAUCUGUACGGGGUGGCCGAGGCCGGGGCGCCCCCCGCCGACCCCUCCACCCUCUACCGAGACCUGCCCGCCGAAGACCCGCGGGGGCGCCAGGGCGGGGACGCGCCCACGGAGGACGACUACUGGGGGGGCUACGGGGGCGAGGACCAGCGGGGGGAGCAGACGUGCCCCGGUGCUGCCUGCCAGGCGCCCCCGGAUUCUCGCAGCCCUGCGCUCUCCGCUGGGCUCCCCACCCCUCUGCUUUGCCUCUUGCUUCUGGCGCCCCACCACCUCUGACUGCGGCGCUGAGACUGUAGAGGCCAGUGUGCUUCCUCCAUCCCCCGUCCCCCAU